CGACUUCAGCAGAGAAGAACUUCAGAAUACCACGCGAAAGCAAAUAAUCGACGUAGGAAUCGAACUCAAAGUAUCCCUCGACUUUCAUCCGGGGUUUCGACUCAAAGAUUAGCAUUAAUCCAACCUUGUAAACACCACAACAUGGCUCCGACGCGUUCCAAGAAGCAACGCAAGUCUACAGAAUCAGCAGGUUCUGUUGAUAUACAGAGCUUUCCAGCUCCUCCACAGAUGGUACCAACGAAGAUGCGCAGUCCUGCGACAACCCCUCCGAACAAUAGAAGUCCCAUUAGGAAGCCAAAGAUGGGCAUCACAGCCGCACAGAGGCAGGCUCUGAUUGAUAACCUGCAGUUGGAGAUCACCGAACGUGCCAGAAAGCUUAGAGCACAAUAUACGAUGCAAGCACAACAGUUAAAGACGCGUAUUGAGAUACGAGUCAACAGAAUUCCGGUCGCAUUGAGGAAGGCAAAGAUGGGAGAUCUGUUAUUGAAAUAUAGCGAAACUGCUUCCAAGCCAGCAGCUUCGACAUACAAAGUACACUCUCCAGCCAAGAAUCUUUUGCAGGCAGAGCAGAGUCGAUCACGAGCCAGCCCAUCACCGAAUCGUGGCACAAAGCGAUUGAGUGUUGAUAUGGACAAGGAGAAUGAAGAUAUCGAGAACCCCAAGAAGAGAACACGAGCAGCACCUGUCCCACCAGCACGUACAACCUCUCGAGCGAAGAUCGCACCCUCACAAGUUCUCUCUCCACGAUCAGCAAAUUCACGUACAUUGCCUCGUUCACCAAUUGCUCGACCGAUAUCUCCUCAAAAGUCAUUCCUUGCACGACCAGUCUCUCCAUUGAAACCAGUAGCCCCGGCACCAGCUGGAGGAGCGGCAGGAAUACUUACGAAUAUGGUCGAGAAAGCAAAGACAACUAGGGCCACAGUGUCACGAAAGGUCACAGCAGAGAGUAGUACAACAGGAGCAGGAAGAGGUAGAAGAGCAGCACCACCAGCAUCUGCUCCUAAAAUUGGAAAAGGCCGAGCAAGCACAAUCAGUGAAAGUAGUGAUUCAAGUAGCACCACUGUGGUUAGGAAGCCCGUGCCAGCGAAGAAGGCGCCAGCAAAGAAGACGAUGAUGAGCACGAUCAAGGGGAUGGGAAGUCAAAAGAAGAUGCCUGCAGCUGCAAAGAGUACAGCUUCAGCGGCACCUGUAUCGACUGGAAGAGUACUUAGGAAGAGAAAUUGAGAUGCGUUCUGUGAUUUGAUACUGUUGGAUUUUGUAGAUUAGCGUUUGGCGUUGCGGACUUGUGGGAAUACGAAACGUAUAUGAACUCAACGCAAAUGG
This is a messenger RNA of Mollisia scopiformis, 1323 nucleotides long. RefSeq lists its product as uncharacterized. The transcript has 3 exons. Gene Ontology annotation, cellular component: spindle midzone; chromosome, centromeric region; chromosome passenger complex. The record is from RefSeq and is a predicted model, not a curated record. The coding region runs from base 142 to 1224 and encodes 360 amino acids. NCBI's taxonomy places the organism in Eukaryota, Fungi, Ascomycota, Leotiomycetes, Helotiales, Mollisiaceae. Gene Ontology annotation, biological process: mitotic sister chromatid segregation.